AGAUAAAUAUUUUAUAAUGCAAACGCACUCAUAAUUUAUCGCUAUUACAAAAACACUAAAAAACUUGUAUGCUUAUUUUCGAUUUUAUUAAAAUGUAAUUUAUUACUUGAAAUUCAAUUUGCCCAUCAAGAACAUUUGAAGAGUUAAAUAUGUUUCUUCCCGCCCUCUUGGCAGCGUGUGACUAGUAGUGACUGAGUCAGAGCGGGAGUGACAGAGGAAGGAUGAAGGAGUGGGAGGGGUAGAUGUUCAUGUCAAACUAGCUUCGUAAAUAUAAACAAAGCCCCGCAGUUCAAGAAAGUGCCAUUGUUUUGUGCCUAAAGGAAAAAGAGGAAGGGUGGUGAUUUGUUGCUCUGCAACGUGAUUUCUACCAAAGCGUCCAGUCACAGAUGGAUAAAAAAUAAUUCCUUAUCAUCUUCAGACAUGAGUGUGCUGAACAAGAAACUUGAGAAGGAUAUGACAGAAGAAAGCAGUGUAGAUGUUGCAGUAUUGAAACGGAAAGACAAGUUGGAUGUUUUAGUUCUUAGCACAGGACAUCUCACUAGAAAGACAACCUAUACAAAGAAGAAGAGAAACCAAAGAACCCUUGUUAACUUCAAUUUACCAAGACCUCAGAUGCAGUCACUGAAUGGGAAGAGACCAAAUAUUCAGCGAAUGCAGCCAGAUAUAACUACUCCACAACACGAUGAUUUAAUUAAAUACAUAUAUGACUCGUGGAACAAAGUCACGAGAGAACUAGAAAACUUUAGUCAAAAUGGAUCUGAAAAUGGGAAAGGAGGUCCUUGUGUUCUUUAUUAUGCAGAACAAGAUUCAAAUCCUCAGUUGAAAGAUUUUGAACCUUUUGAUCUGGAGGCUUGGUGGGGCCAACGUGUUGUUAAGAAUUACAAGCAUUCACAGUCAACACCAUAGUUAAGCAUGAAUCUUUUAUUAUCAACCAGAAUUUCAUCUGCCAUUGAAUAAAGAACAAAUAAUUUUUCAUUACAUUAUUUAACAAAAAUGGUUAGAUUACACAACUUCUGAAAAACCAUGAUAAAUUUCCCAUGUAAUGUUGCGAGUGUUUACUGGCAAAAGAAAUUCUAAAUUAUUCUGAUUUAUAUGCACUUGUUAAAGAACAAACACUUUUAUUCAUAGUUCUUAAUGAAAGUUGUGAUCUAACAUGUCUCUGAAAAGCUUGUGAACAAGAGUACACAUGAGAAUUAAGUAAGUACUGUUAAGAAUGUUGAGACACAAGGAAAGAAUUUCACAUUCCUAUUUCUUUCAACUAUGACACAGCCCAAUUAUUGGUUGAAUGCUUUUAACCCUUAUGUAUUAUAUCUUAUUUAUUGAAAAUAUGUUAUCAUUUUUCUAUAGUUAAUUGCAUUGUAUUUUUGUUUGUAAACCUGUGUGUAACACUUUCUUUUCGUGUGAGAUUCCAUUACCCGAUAGAACAAACACUCCAUACAAGUGCCUAGUGGUUUCUUUUGAUAAUUUAUUUAUUUGCUUCAAAAGGACUCUUAGGUAUAUGUCGAGUAGUUAUCUCACAUGAAGAGACAGUUAGGUAUUUCUCAUUACUAAGUAAUGCACACACCUUCAACAAGAAACAACAUAGUUUUUUAAGGUGUAUCUAAUUUUGUGGGAAAUACCUAUAGGUAAGAUAAAAUAAGUAAUUAGAACUUCUGACUUUGUUAGUUUUUGUAUAACACAAAAACAAAGCAAUACUGUAUUUUUAAGAGACGUAGACUUGUUUUAUUUGAGUCAGAAUUUCACUUGCAAGACUAAAAAUAAUGACACCAUUUUUAUACCAGAUAUAUUGUAAAAAUGACAUUUUCUUGAUGAUUGUAUUGACUGUAACAGUUGAAACUUAUUGGAUCAUUUUGUAGAACUUAGAUUUGUAAAUGAAAAGCUUCAGUCAGUGAAGUAAAAUUUAUAGUAAAAUCUUCA
Molecule: messenger RNA, 1917 nt
Organism: Schistocerca gregaria
Lineage: Eukaryota; Metazoa; Arthropoda; Insecta; Orthoptera; Acrididae
Product: MAPK regulated corepressor interacting protein 2-like
Exons: 6
Coding region: 421-906 (161 amino acids)
Source: RefSeq, a predicted model, not a curated record